AAAAGGCAAAAAGCUGUGUGCAGCCUGUCUAAAGUUGAAGCCUGAGUGGAGUGACUAUACACCAAACUGAGAGGAGCAUACCAACUGACCUGAGUGCAACCGGACAGGUUGAGGUGGAUGAGAUUGUGGCAGCCCUUCCCUGUGGUCAGGGUAAGCAGCAGCUGUGUUACAUCAACAAUAACACUGUUCACCUUUGACCCAUUGCUUCUGUCUCCGAGCCCAUUUUUCGUAAGACUUUCAUCCCAAACUCUUGCCUUGGCUCAAGCUCUUCUUACUGAAAAGACAAUCCCUGCAGGGUUCAUUAUGCGUGUGACCUCCUCACUCCUCUUAGCCUCCUUGCUCCUCCUCUUGCUCCAGACCACCGAGAUGAAAAAACCGGGGAAGGGCAGAGGCCUCAGAGGAGCAAGACAUAAACUCACGAGGGACAGGGUAAAGGGUGCUGGGCGUCACAGCAGAUCAGGUCCCUCCAGGCUUGCAGCAGCUGACUGCUCAGAACUGACAGAAUCUAGAGAAGUCUUUGUAGACUGUCAGGAUCGACGCCUCGCCUCCGUUCCCACCUCGCAGACCUGGUCCAACCAACCAAAGCACCUCCUCCUAGCCCGCAACCGGAUCAAAGUCCUUCGUGAAGGGGCCUUCUUUGGAUAUGAGAGUUUAACCAGUCUGGACCUGCAGCAGAAUCAGAUCUCUUUAGUAGAAGAAGGGGCCUUCCAGGGUCUGACACGCCUUACAACCCUGCUGCUGCAGCACAAUCGCCUGGGAACACUUAGCGAGGAGGCCCUCAUCAUCAUGCCGAACCUCAACUAUCUACGUCUAUAUGAUAAUCCAUGGAACUGUCUCUGCCCGAUGGACAGUCUCGUCCGCACCCUUCAGGUCCCGAGCAACCGUAAUCUAGGAAAUCAUGCCAGGUGUGCAGAACCCACCAGACUAAAAGGCAUGAAGUUGAAGCAGGUUGACCCCGAGUUACUCUGUAAGGAGAAGGACCCAACCAACGACCCACAGGGCGACGACGACACCGAUUCCCUAUUCCCUAUAGAGCCCAUUCCAAUUCGCACCAAACCAGACGCCACCACAUCUUGUCAUACCUACCAUUUCCCCCAAAAACGGAUGGACUGCAGUAAACGAGGUCUAACUGAGGUGCCCACAGGUAUUCCAGACGAUGUUGUUCAUAUCGAUCUGUCCCAUAACUCAAUCCAUCAUCUCAGAGCCAGAGAUUUCCAAGGAGCGAGGAGCCUCAGAACCCUAAACCUGACUAAUAACAACAUGGAGCGCAUCGACACAGCUUCCCUGUCUGGACUCCUGCACCUUCGUGAGUUGGACCUAUCUGACAACAGCAUACAUUUUGUCAAGUACGGGGUUCUUGAAGACCUUUACUUCCUGUCACAGCUAAAACUGGGAGGAAACCCAUGGGUGUGUGACUACAGCAUCCACUACAUGGUGUACUGGCUGCGUCUGCACCCAGGGGUGAGGCACUCUGGCCUGCUGUGUCGUUCCCCUCCUGAACAUACUGGGGAAAGUGUGGAGGAGUAUGUGCAUUCCUACAACAGAGAGUGUCCAAAGGACAGACAGCACAGCAGAACUGAUGAGGACCAAACAGACCCUGAGCUAUGGAACACAGCAAUGGAAGUGCAGGGAGAGCUGGAGGAGGAGCUGGAGCCGAGCCACUUGAGAGCGCCACAGAAAUACCAGAUUAUCAGGCUGUCCUGAAAAUGUGACCUAAAAUUUGACUUUAGAAAAGGCUUGUGUUUUCCUUUCAAUAUUGUGUAACAGUCUGUAUCAGAUGGAGAAACUAGAUUUUUCAGCAGUACUUUUAUGUUUUGUCAGUGUUGUCGUUUUAAUUAAAAUAUAAGAAUGAUCACA
Molecule: messenger RNA, 1857 nt
Organism: Dicentrarchus labrax (European seabass)
Lineage: Eukaryota; Metazoa; Chordata; Actinopteri; Moronidae
Product: leucine-rich repeat-containing protein 17
Exons: 7
Coding region: 118-1704 (528 amino acids)
Cellular component (GO): plasma membrane
Molecular function (GO): protein binding
Source: RefSeq, a predicted model, not a curated record